Molecule: messenger RNA, 1284 nt
Organism: Arabidopsis thaliana (thale cress)
Lineage: Eukaryota; Viridiplantae; Streptophyta; Magnoliopsida; Brassicales; Brassicaceae
Product: F-box and associated interaction domains-containing protein
Exons: 1
Coding region: 1-1284 (427 amino acids)
Source: RefSeq, marked reviewed
AUGAGGACGACAAUGUCAAAUCUUCCAAAGGAACUAGUAGAGGACAUUGUCUCUAGGGUUCCUUUACAUUGUUUGAGAGCAAUGCGAUUAACUUGCAAAAACUGGAAUGCUUUGUUAGAAAGCCAGAGCUUUAAGAAGAUGCACAUACGGAAAGAAGAAGAAGCAGCAAGGGAAUUAGGAGAGAAUCGAAUGAUUGUGAUGAUGGAUUACAACGUUUAUUUAAUGGGCAUCAUCGUCAACGAAAACCUAUCCAUAAAGUCUCUAGGUAAACUUACUUGCCUACAUGGUUCUAAACAAGUCAAGAUAUCUCAAGUCUUUCAUUGUGAGGGUUUAUUAUUAUGCAUCUUAAAAGACGAUGAUACUAAGAUUGUGGUUUUGAAUCCGUAUUUGGGGCAAACAAGGUGGAUCCAAACCAGAAAGUAUCACCGUACAAGUGAAUGGGAAGGACGAGAUGUUUAUAACUAUGCUCUCCGAUACGAAACUAACAGUGGAAACCGUAGCCCCAAAAUCUUGAGGUUUAUAGAUGAUUUCCAUCACCACCCCGAAAACCCCGCUUUACGAUAUGAAACCUACGAUUUUGAUACUGAUUUAUGGACUACUCUUGAUGUCUCUCCACACUGGCGGAUAAUAUCUCGCUGUGGUGGUGUUUCUCUUAAUGGAAACACUUAUUGGGGCGCUGUAGAACGAAACGCAUCUGCAUAUAUUGGUCAUAUGAUCUGCUUUGAUUUUACAAGAGGAGGAUUUGGACCGCUUAUACCUCUGCCGUUUAAGGCUAGGGGUUUAGUUUUUGCGCCACUAUCUUCGGAUAGAGCAGAGAAGAUCGCGGCUUUAUUUCGGACAAGCAAAAAGGUUGUGAUAUGGAUUACGACUAAGAUUGAUGCCACAAAUGUAACUUGGAGCAAUUUCUUCACAAUAUAUAUAUCGAACCUUGAGCGAAAUCUUUCAUGUAAGAGUUUCUUCACAAUAUAUAUAUCGAACCUUGAGCGAAAUCUUUCAUGUAAGAGUUUCUUCAUUGACAUGGAGAAGAAAGUUGCUAUGGUUUUUGAUAAAGAAAAAGGAAAAAAAGUCGCUCACAACAUUAUUAAUAUCAUUGGAGAGGCUGGAUGCGUGAGGAAAUUGGUUCUUAAAGAAUCUGGAGACAAAAGCUGUUGGCCACUUGUGUGCUCUUAUGUUCCAAGUACAGUGCAAAUCAAGCAACAUAAUAGAGGCAAAAGGCAAAAAAAAGUGAUUAGGAAAGGCAUCGACAUUGAUAUGAGACAUGAUAAACGUAUCAAGGUUGAUUAG